Molecule: messenger RNA, 906 nt
Organism: Paramecium tetraurelia
Lineage: Eukaryota; Ciliophora; Oligohymenophorea; Peniculida; Parameciidae
Exons: 2
Biological process (GO): signal transduction; regulation of G2/M transition of mitotic cell cycle; protein phosphorylation
Cellular component (GO): nucleus; cytoplasm; cyclin-dependent protein kinase holoenzyme complex
Molecular function (GO): cyclin-dependent protein serine/threonine kinase activity; ATP binding; cyclin binding
Source: RefSeq, a predicted model, not a curated record
AUGGAUUUUGCAUAAAGCGAAGAAAGAUAUUAAAAAUUAGAAAAAAUAGGAGAAGGCACUUAUGGACUAGUCUAUAAAGCAAGGGACAAUCAAACUGGUGAAAUCGUGGCUCUAAAAAAAAUUAGAAUGGAUCAUGAGGAUGAAGGUGUUCCAUCAACGGCGAUUAGAGAAAUUUCAUUAUUGAAAGAGGUUCAACAUCCAAAUAUUGUUCCCUUGAAAGACGUAGUUUAUGAUGAAUCAAGAUUAUAUUUAAUUUUUGAUUUUGUAGAUUUGGAUCUUAAAAAAUAUAUGGAAAGUGUGCCUUAGUUAGAUAGAAUGUAAGUGAAGAAGUUCAUCUACCAAAUGUUACAAGCCCUCAACUAUUGUCAUCAAAACAGAGUUAUUCACAGAGACCUAAAACCAUAGAACAUACUAGUAGAUAUCAAAUAACAAAACACUUAAAUUGCAGACUUCGGAUUAGCCAGAGCAUUUGGUUUACCUCUUAAAACCUAUACUCACGAAGUCAUUACCUUAUGGUACAGAGCACCCGAGAUUUUGCUAGGGUAACGACAAUACUCUACUCCAGUCGAUAUCUGGUCAUUGGGAUGCAUCUUUGCUGAAAUGGCUCAAAAGAGACCAUUAUUUUGUGGAGAUUCAGAAAUCGAUUAGUUAUUUAAGAUAUUUAAGAUUAUGGGUACUCCUAAAGAAUCUACUUGGCCUGGAGUCAGCACUUUACCAGACUUUAAAAGCACUUUCCCAAGAUGGCCAACUCCCACUAAUUCAGCAGCCACUUUAGGCAAGGACAUUAAUAAUUUAUGUCCAUUGGGCUUAGAUCUCCUUUCAAAGAUGAUUGUUUAUGACCCUUAUGCUAGAAUCACUGCAGAGGAAGCCCUAAAACAUGCUUAUUUUGAUGAUUUAAAUAACUGA